Molecule: messenger RNA, 888 nt
Organism: Thamnophis sirtalis
Lineage: Eukaryota; Metazoa; Chordata; Lepidosauria; Squamata; Natricidae
Source: RefSeq, a predicted model, not a curated record
AUGGAGAAGUCCAAGAAUUUCCGUAUCGACGCGCUGCUGGCGGUGGAUUCUCCGAAGCCGGCGGCAACCUCGACGGCUCAGACCUCUCCGCUGGCCUUGGUCACCUCUCUGUCCGGAGGGCCCGGUAACACCAGCAGCAGCUCCAGCUCCAGCUGCAGCCCGCCCUCCUCGGCCGAGGGUCACACCAGCGCAUCGUCCGAGUGCCUGAGAAUGGAGAGUCCAUCGCCGCCCCAUAUCCUCAGCGCGCACUGCGGCUUGGUGCCCAAGCCCGGCUUCCUGACGGGUGGCGCGGCCGCGGGUGGUCCCCAUCAGCACCCGCACGCCCACCCCCACGCCGCUCUUGGGCUUCAAGGCGGCGCGGGGCUGCACCCCCAGGCGGCCCUUUACGGGCACCCCAUGUACGGGUACCCGGCGGCGGCGGCCGCGCUGGCGUCUCAGCACACAGCCCUCUCCUAUUCCUACUCCCAGGUGCAGCCUUCGCACCCGGCUGCCGACUCCCUGAAGCUCGGCGCCGGCACCUUCCAGCUGGACCAGUGGCUGCGGGCAUCCACCGCCGGGAUGAUCUUGCCCAAAAUGCCCGACUUUAACUCUCAAGCGCAGUCCAAUCUUUUGGGCAAAUGCCGACGUCCCCGCACCGCGUUCACCAGCCAGCAGCUUCUGGAGUUGGAGCACCAGUUCAAGCUCAACAAGUACCUGUCCCGGCCGAAGCGCUUCGAGGUGGCUACGUCGCUCAUGCUCACCGAGACGCAGGUAGUGUGGCUGCGUCGGAGGAGGGAGUACAGGGUGAAUCAGAAGAGUGACAUAAAAUGUAUCAAUGGGGGAAAAAAAACUUCAUUAGUUUGCUUUGUUCAAGGCAGCUUUCAGAAUCCUGAGAGUUUUGAUGGCUAA